GUGACGAGACGCGAGACGGGGACGACAUGGAAGUGAAGGACGCCAAUUCUGCCCUGCUGAGCAACUACGAGGUGUUCCAGUUACUGACGGAUCUGAAAGAGCAGCGCAAAGAAAGUGGAAAGAAUAAGCACAGCUCCGGGCAGCAGAACCUGAAUACCAUCACCUAUGAAACAUUAAAGUAUAUAUCGAAAACGCCGUGCAGACAUCAGAGUCCCGAGAUUGUCAGAGAAUUUCUCACAGCGAUGAAAAGCCACAACUUGACCAAAGCUGAAAAGCUGAAGCUGUUGAACCACAGGCCUAUGACUGCUGUUGAGAUUCAGCUGAUAGUGGAGGAGAGCGAGGAGCGGCUCACGGAGGAGCAGAUCGAGGCCCUGCUGCACACCGACACCAGCAUCCUGCCUGCUGACCCGGAACCUGAGCCUGAGCCUGAGGGCACUGCUGCCUCGGCCAUGGAACAGGAGGGCCCAGCCUAGCCCAGGGCACCGGCCACCGCCAAGAAGCGCCACUCCCGGGCACCGAGAGGGCUGUGAUUGGGUUUCACUCACCACUCCAGCGGGCCUGAUUCUUUUGAUUACUGGGUGGAACACGAAAAUUCACCUAUCUCCAAAAGAUAGGCUAAGACUGAAGACUUGUGCCUCAGGGAGAAGACAGGCUGAGGUGGUCUGGGCAAGGGGCUGGGGAGAGGAGAGAGUCUGGGAUGACAGUGACCUCGCCCUUUCUGUGCUUGGAAUACUUCCUGCCCGGCCGUGGUGGCCCUGCAGGAGGUCCUGACACAGCUGCUCGCAGACUCAUGUUUCCAUGCUGAGCCCUGGUAAUUGGUUCCAUGUGCUGACCGAGGUCCGU
Messenger RNA from Echinops telfairi (small Madagascar hedgehog), 843 nucleotides. RefSeq names its product DNA-directed RNA polymerase III subunit RPC9. The coding region runs from base 27 to 473 and encodes 148 amino acids. Gene Ontology annotation, molecular function: nucleotide binding. The transcript has a single exon. The record is from RefSeq and is a predicted model, not a curated record. Gene Ontology annotation, biological process: transcription initiation at RNA polymerase III promoter. NCBI's taxonomy places the organism in Eukaryota, Metazoa, Chordata, Mammalia, Afrosoricida, Tenrecidae. Gene Ontology annotation, cellular component: RNA polymerase III complex.